Molecule: messenger RNA, 1522 nt
Organism: Panonychus citri (citrus red mite)
Lineage: Eukaryota; Metazoa; Arthropoda; Arachnida; Trombidiformes; Tetranychidae
Exons: 6
Coding region: 291-1022 (243 amino acids)
Source: RefSeq, a predicted model, not a curated record
GGAAGAAGGAGAGGAAGAGUGAGACGGAGAGUGAGAGGAAGAGUGAGAGGAAGAGUGAGACGGAGAGUGAGAGACAGUGAUAGAGGGAGAAUCGAUCACUGAAUCGAUUUUCAAAUUAUCUCUCAAUUCCAAUUGCAAAUCCAAAUUCUCAAGUUCCAAUUGCUCCGGUCAAGGAAAACUUCAUCUCGUUUACUAAUGCAACUUCAAUUGAAGUUGAUUUAACUUCGUGGAAAUCGAGUGGAUGUACAAUUAAACAUUUCUCGAUAAAAUAUAAAACCCAGAAGGAGAAAAUGUGGACAAUUGUUUCCAAUAUGAUUCUAAUGGGCAAGAAGACGAUCUGGAUCGAUGGGCUUCACCCGCAAACUUGGUAUCAUCUUAAAUCGACCGCAUUUUCCGAUGCCGGAUCAACGGAUGCCGUUUAUGGCCUAAUGACCAAUCCAUUCCUGGAAAAAGAGAGACCGCUACUACCUCUAACAUACAAUCAAUCAUAUUAUCAAGUAUUUUUUGAACUCGAAAUCCUUUUACCGUUAAUCUUAUCAUUAAUGGUCGUUGUUGCGGUAAUUGUGUUAAUCUGUAUCAUGAUGAACAAACGGAUUCCAGAUCAAUCUUUAUAUUCAAGAUCACCUGAAAUUAACGGUAAAUUGGGCUCCAGUCCAAUGGUCAAUAUAACACCAAAUAAAUUGGUUCUUAAUGAUGAGAUGAAUUUAAAUGAUUUUGAAAAAACUCGAGCCAAACAAUUAAUUCCUGGUCAAGAUAAUCAAUCGUUAAUUGUUUACCCAUCACCUUAUGCAUCCGUCCAAAUAAAUGGAAAUGGUAGUGGUAUAAUUAGUGAUCCAAUGGUACAACAAUUAAUUAAUCACCAUCAGCAUCAUCACCAUCAUCAAUCAACCUCAACUCUUAAAGUUAAUAAUCAUCUUAAUAGUAAUCAGUUAAUCAUUAAUGAGGAAACUCCUUAUGCAACAGUUAAAAGGACACCAAGACAUUGUAAAUCUGAUCGUAAUCUUUAUGAUUAUCCAGGUUAAUCUCUCUUUUGUUGGACACUUUGGGCUUUUCUUUUCGUCUCUUCUUGGUCUGUUAAUGGCACCCGAUUUUAUUUCCAAAUCAUCAGGACUCAAUGGAGAUGAAAAUUGUAAAUUUAGUUUAAUUUAAUUUAAUUUAAUUUAGUUUAGUUUAGUUUAGUUUAAUUUAGUCUAAGAGAUACUUUCCAAUUUCUAUCAACCAAUUAUCCAAACUUUCGAAAGGAUAAAGUAUGUGUCAUCUCAAUUAUUGGUAAAUCAUCUGUCGGAGCUCGAGCUUGUAAAUCAACGUUAAUUGACGAUUGUCUUGGGAAGAAUGUCUUUAGAGGAAAAUUUUGUGAUAAUAAGCAAUUAAUUGAUGAAUCGCGUAUCUACUUGAUUAUCUAUACAAUAGACUUGUCAUGUUGAAGGAUAUUUUGACUCACGAAAUCGGGUCAUCUUUUUACACCUAAUCUCACCUUUGGAUACCGAUGUUAUCGUUCAUAUAGCCAAUAAAUUGGAUCAUG